CUUCAGUUGCUGCCCGCCAUCGCGAACCGUUCCCCAUCCUCCAGCUCAUGGAAUUGGCUCGCAGAAUUGGACUCGUCUCUCCCCUCCCGGCCCUCGACGAAGUGCAAUCAUGAAUAUCGCACAGCCCGUCGCCUCCGAGGUGGAGAGCGUCGAGUUCACAUUUCUCUCCGCUGACGAAAUACGGGCAGUAUCCGUCAAGCGCAUCGAGAACGAAAGCACCUUUGACAAUCUGCUAAAUCCGGUGCCUGGCGGUCUCUAUGACCCGGCUCUUGGCUCUUGGGGCGAUUCACCAUGUUCAACUUGCAACUUGAAUCAGGCCUCGUGUCCCGGGCAUCCAGGCCACAUUCAGCUCCCCGUGCCCGUCUACCAUCCGGUGUUUCUGGACCAGGCAUACCGUCUCCUCCGGGCGACAUGCGUCUACUGCAAAGGCUUUCGACUGCCACCAAAGGAGCUGCACGCAUACACCUGCAAGCUUCGCCUCCUUCAACAUGGCCUUAUCCAACAGGCUCACAUAGUCGGGUCUAUCGGCGAGAAUGAACUCGCCGUGGAACUUCAAGAGUCCCUCGGCCUGGAGGAUAGUGAGGCCGAGGAGGAAGGAACCUCUUCCAUCGACAACGUCACCCGCGCGCGAGAAAAGUAUGUGCAGCGCUGUCUCCGUGGGAGCAAGCUGCGGAGGGGCGAUGUAAAGAAGGGUAAACACGAGGGCGCCAGUGAGAUGCGUCGAGAGGUCAUCAAGGAAUUCCUGACCGAUAUCACGAAAAAAGCGAUGUGCGCCAGCUGUGGUGGCAUAUCACCAACAUAUCGGAAAGAUAGAUUCGUCAAGAUCUUCGAAAAGUCCUUGUCCGGAAAGGAGAAAGCCAAGAUGGCUCAGAAGAGCCUGAAGUGGGAUGAUGCCAUGACACGCGUCUACCAUAACAAGAAGCCUCGAAAGGGGGACGGCUACGCAUCCGAUGAAGGAGUCGCCGACAUUGGCUCACCAAGCCGCAAAGUACAGACGACUACGCUCGAGGAUAUCGAAAUGCCAGAUGCGGAUGCUGCCGAUUCUGCUCCACCCCAAAGAUACAUCAGCUCCAUGGAGGUUCACGCGAGGCUAGCAGAGCUUUUUGAGAAGGAGCAGGAACUCCUUUCGCUCCUAUACAACGCCAAGCCGCCCACGCGAAGCUCGCCCAAAGUCACGCCCGAUAUGUUCUUUAUGACGACAAUCCUGGUUCCUCCCAAUCGGUAUCGACCAGAGGCGCGCACUGGCGAUUCGCAGAUUGCCGAGGCCCAACAGAACUCCCUGUAUAAGAACAUACUCAGGAGCUGCAGCAAAAUUGCCCAAGUAUACAACGCCCUGGACGCUGGCAAUGCCGACGUUGUCCAAAUGCACCAAGCUUGGACAGAGCUUCAGGAAGGUGUCAAUGCACUCAUCGACAAGACCAAGAACCCUGUACAGGGUGCUGCGGCAAAGCGCAACGAAGACGGCAUCAAGCAGAAGCUCGAAAAGAAGGAGGGUUUGUUCAGAAAAAACAUGAUGGGCAAGCGCGUCAACUAUGCCGCCAGAAGUGUUAUCUCACCGGACCCCAACAUCGAGACCAAUGAGAUUGGCGUCCCCCCCGUUUUUGCAAAGAAACUCACAUACCCAGAGCCCGUCACCAGCCACAACUUUCGAGAUAUGCAGCAGGCCGUCAUCAAUGGCGUCGACAAGUGGCCGGGUGCCUUCGCGAUUGAGAAUGAGAACGGCCAAGUCGUCAAUCUCCGGAACAAGUCAGUCGAAGAUCGCAUCUCGCUUGCCAAUCAGCUCCUAGCGCCUACAAACACCAGCGCAGCGAGAAUGAGGAACAAGAAAGUGUAUCGUCACUUGACGAAUGGCGAUGUUGUAUUGAUGAAUCGUCAGCCGACCUUGCACAAGCCUUCUAUUAUGGGCCACCGAGUGCGAGUGCUCCCUGGAGAGAAGACGAUUCGAAUGCAUUAUGCCAACUGCAACACAUAUAAUGCCGAUUUCGACGGCGACGAGAUGAAUAUGCAUUUUCCGCAAAAUGAGGUUGCCCGGGCAGAGGCUUUGCAAAUUGCCGACACAGACCACCAGUACCUAUCCGGCACUGCCGGCAAGCCACUCAGAGGCUUGAUUCAAGACCACAUCUCCGUCUCAGUCACGUUGUGCAACCGUGAUACAUUCUUCAGUCGCGGCGACUACCACCAAUUGGUCUAUAGUGCCCUGCGCCCGGAGAGCGGGCACAUCCUUGGGGAAAGGAUUGAGCUUGUGCCUCCUGCAAUCAUCAAGCCAGUGCCAAGGUGGACAGGCAAGCAGGUCGUAACUACAAUCCUCCAGAACAUCCGCCCGCCUAACUGCGGUGGCCUGUCUAUGCGCAGAGAGGUCCUGAUAAGGGCGGACCAGUGGGGGGCCAAUUCGGAGGAGGGCAGCGUUCUCAUCCAGGACGGAGAGUUCAUCACCGGAAUUCUGGACAAAUCACAGAUCGGACCUAGUUCUGGAGGCCUGAUUCAUGCAAUUCACGAGAUUUACGGUCCAGCUGUGGCGGGCAAGUUGCUGAGCAGCCUUGGUCGCCUGCUGACUAGAUACCUCAACAUGAGAGCCUUCUCCUGCGGCAUAGAUGAUCUCAGGCUCACUCAGGAGGGUGAGGAUGCACGACGAAGGGAGCUUGUUGCUGCCGAUACGGUGGGAGUUCAAAUCGCAUCUGGCUACGUUUCUCUGGAAAACCAGUCCAACCCGCUCAACCCUCUUCUCUUGGAGCGCCUUGAAGAGGUUGUGCGCGACGACAGCAAGCAGGAGGGCUUGGACCUCCUAAUGAAUCAACGGACAAGGGAGAUUACGGAUGCCGUUCAGAAGUCCUGCAUUCCUAAGGGCCUGGAAAAGCCCUUCCCGAGAAAUCAAAUGCAGGCCAUGACGACAUCGGGAGCCAAGGGCUCCCGAGUGAACGCAUCCCUCAUUUCAUGCAAUCUUGGUCAGCAGGUUUUAGAGGGAAGACGUGUGCCUCUGAUGGUCAGCGGCAAGAGUUUGCCAUGCUUCAAGCCAUUUGAAACCAAUGUCAGGGCCGGCGGCUACAUCGUGAACCGCUUCCUAACAGGCAUUCGACCGCAGGAGUACUACUUCCAUCACAUGGCUGGUCGAGAAGGUCUCAUCGAUACAGCAGUGAAGACUUCGCGCUCAGGUUACCUGCAAAGAUGCAUUAUCAAAGGCAUGGAAGGGCUAACGGUAGCCUAUGACACAACUGUGCGGGAUGCCGACGGGUCCAUGAUCCAAUUUCUAUACGGUGAGGAUGGUCUUGACGUGACGAAACAAAUGUACUUGUCCGAUUUUAGUUUCAUUCUGCAAAACGUCACGUCUGAGGCAGCGCAGUUGAGGUAUGAUCCCAAGCUCGGCGAGCGACUUGGGGCCCACCGAGCUGCGUUCACCAAGUACAUGAAGAGCGCCAUCAAGCAUGCCAAGGCCAACGAUCGAAACGCAAAAGAUCCUCUUUCCGCCAACUUCGAUCCAGCUACGAACGCUUUCGUCACUUCAGAAACGUUCUACGAUGCCGUGUCAAGUUACCUCAAGAAGAACGCUGACGGAUUGGUACGUGAGAAGGGUAACAAGGCUCAACGAGGCCUUCCCCGUGUCGCCCUCAAUCGAAAGAACGCGGAGAUGCUUUUUGCCAUGAAGUUCCUACGGUCUCUGGUGGAGCCUGGCGAAGCUGUGGGCAUUGUCGCCGGCCAAUCUGUGGGCGAACCGUCAACGCAAAUGACCCUGAAUACUUUCCACUUAGCAGGGCAUUCAGCCAAGAACGUCACCCUGGGUAUUCCUCGACUUCGCGAGAUUCUGAUGACGGCAAGCAAGGACAUCUCAACGCCUGCCAUGUCCCUGUACCCAAUCUCGGAGCUUUCAUCGAACGAUGCAGAGGUGUUUGCCAAAUCAAUUAGCGCAUUGCGACUAGGGCAAAUUCUUGACCGCGCCGCUGUCGAGGAGAGGGUCGGCAAAGGCAAGGUAUAUGGUUUGGCAAAAGUCUACAAAGUCAGUCUGAAGUUCUUUCCCUCGGCAGAGUAUACCAAAACGUACGCAAUCCGCAUCUGCGACGUGAUGGACACCGUCGAGCGGAAGCUUUUGCGGGCUAUUCUAUCUCUCACGAAGAAGGAGAUUAAGAAGCGGCAGGCCCAGACGACCAAUGCCACUCCCGAAAUUGGAGUUAAGGCUGGCGUCGUGGAGAUGGCUGCUCUAGAGCCCGAAGGCGAGGGGCACGGCGAGGAUGACGACGACGACAUAGGCGAUGACGAUGCCACCAACUCGAAGCAGCGCGCAAACCGCAGCGAGGCUGUAUCAUACGGGCCCAACGACGACGACGAUGACGCCAUCCAGCGGGCGAAUGAGAGGGAGGCCAUGGCUAGCGAGAUGGAAGACGAGGGUUUCGGCGGUAGCCCUCCACCAUCCACGCGUAACGCCGACAAUUCGGACGAGGACGAGGAGGACGAGAACAUGACAUCUUGGUCUGCCAAGGCUCGGACGCAGCGGGUCCUCGACGCUUACGCAGAGGUUACGGACUUUGACUCCGACGAGAAGGAUGGCGGCUGGUGCACCUUGACAAUGGAGUUUGACGCCAUUAUCCCCAAGGUGCUGAUGCUCAACAUCGUGCAAGACGCGAUCCGCAAGACGGUGGUGCAGCAGAUCUCCGGCGUCAACUCUUGCAGCUUCGUUGAAGAGAAAGGCAUACGGGCCAUACACACGGAGGGCGUCAACCUACGGGCUAUGCAAAGAUACAGCGACUUUAUCGAUCCGAACCGCAUCGAGACCAACGAUAUUGGGGCGGUGCUGGACGUCUACGGCGUGGAAGCUUGUCGAAACAACAUUGUGCGCGAACUGGGAGGCGUCUUCAAGUCACACGGCAUCGCGGUUGAUAGUCGGCACCUCAACCUGAUCGCAGACUACAUGACGAGGAACGGCGACUUUACCGCCUUCAGCCGCAUGGGCUUGAGGGGCAACGUUAGCCCGUUCACCAAGAUGAGUUUCGAGACUACGCUUGCAUUCUUGAAGGACGCAGUGUUGGAUGGCGAUUGGGAUGACCUAACAACACCGAGCAGUCGAUUGGUAAUGGGUAGGUUGGGGAGAGUCGGAACUGGUGGCUUUGAUGUACUGACCCAGCUGCCGACGUACCACGUGGACUCGCUGGCAUGAGAGCCGGCCACGGCCAGCAAAUGCUUUUGAGGUGGCGCGCAGACAAGGAUGUGUCGAGUGGCCGUUCGAUGGGGCAGUACUUGGUACAUGAUAGCAAGAGACGUAGGAAACCAUGAUUGUCAGAGCAAGUGGGAUUUGCAUUUGACGCUGCGCGCGUAUGUAUGUUUGCCUUUUCGUUGUCUUUUCCAUUGUCUUCAGGCUCGAAAUCCAGUCACCAAAAGAAAGAAGACCCUUAUCGUUG
This is a messenger RNA of Purpureocillium takamizusanense, 5384 nucleotides long. RefSeq names its product DNA-directed RNA polymerase. Lineage: Eukaryota; Fungi; Ascomycota; Sordariomycetes; Hypocreales; Ophiocordycipitaceae. Bases 110 to 5143 code for a protein of 1677 amino acids. Gene Ontology annotation, biological process: DNA-templated transcription. The record is from RefSeq and is a predicted model, not a curated record. Gene Ontology annotation, molecular function: DNA binding; DNA-directed RNA polymerase activity. Gene Ontology annotation, cellular component: RNA polymerase I complex. The transcript has 2 exons.